This is a messenger RNA of Cotesia congregata, 1512 nucleotides long. NCBI's taxonomy places the organism in Eukaryota, Metazoa, Arthropoda, Insecta, Hymenoptera, Braconidae. The record is from the annotation of a GenBank genome assembly.
UUUCUCCCGAAAGACACUCAACUUUAUUAUCCGACACAUCCACUCUACAUCUUGUCAGCAGACACGACUGAACAACUAGAGAACCUUCUGAUUUUGCUGAAAUCAUCACCGUUUUGGAAUAUGAAGUCAACAUUUUUCGUUAUCGGCAAGGCUAACAAAUUUUGUCGAGACAGUGCUGUGAUAUUGGAAGAAAUGUGGAAAUUUGAACUACUGUCAUCCUUCGUGGUGUGUUCCAAAACCAACAAUCAAACUAUGCUCUACACUUAUAAUCCUUAUACAAAUCGAGCAACGGAUUCGUGGGUUGCGGUUAGAAACAAAGAAAAUUCUAAGCGACGAUGGACGCUCUAUAAGAAAGCAUUCAUAAACGAUCCAAAAAUAUGCAAGACCCUCAAAUUUGAUAAAACUCAAUUUAUGGAUAGGUAUCCAGUUAAAAUAAUCACAGGCAUCCAUGGACAAAUAGGGUCUCUGAGACCUGUAUUUCGAAGUUUGAACAUGCAAGUAAAGGUUCAUCCACAUGACGAAUGUUGUGGUCAUCAGACAAACGCAGGUUUUCUGAUACUUGGUGACGAAGAUAUUGCUGCGGGUUUUUAUCACAUUGAUGUAUUUAAUAAGGAUGUAAACAUAAUACCAGUGCUUUACGAAUUUCAUUAUAUAAUAAUUACUCAAAAAAGAUCAUUUACUUACUCUUUCCGUGAGGUUAUCGCUAUGUUAGAUUAUCGGACACUUUUUGCAAUAAAAAGUAUUAUAUCGCUUAUCUUUAUCGUAAUAGUGGUAAACAAUAGGUAUCACGUAGGGUCGGCAUUUCUCGAUGUAUUCAAACUUUUAUUAAGUAUGGAUAUGGACACACCCUUUGUUCGGUUGUCUAUGAUGUUUCUGUUCUUUACCGCGACCUUUUUUAUGUUUGUUUUUGAGCCUGCAAUUGAAUCUCAACUGUUUGCUCUAUUAACACGACCACAAUCUUAUACCAUCGAGAAUCUUAAGGAUUUGCAUGAUCAUCAGUACCAUGUUUAUUUUUACAAAGGGAUCCGGAAAGAUUUUAUAAACGAGCGAUUGUGGACAACUGUUGAGGAUAUGAAAUAUCUUCACCCGUUAGACAAAAACAAUCCCGACGAUUGUUUAGAACUAGCUAGUAAAAAUAAUACUGUAGCCUGCGUAUAUACAUCUCAUAUAAUAUUGGAAACGGCUCUGAAUAAAAUUCUACAUGUCUCCAGCAAGUUUGUUUUCAUAAAAAAUAAUUUUGUUUGGUCCCGUAAAGACUGGGCUUUAAACGACCGAGUCUACGAAAGAAUUUUAAACACCGUUGAAUCUGGUUUUAAUGAUAAAUUCGACAGAGAUUGGGAACGUAAUGUAUUAAAAACAAUAAAAGCUAAAAAUAGAAUCAAUCAACUAGAUGAUUACGAUGAAAUAACCGAAGCCAAUCUAUACUACGCAUAUAUAGCGUUUAUGAUAUGUCAAAUUAUUGGAAUUUGCACAUUUAUUGUUGAACGUUUGAUUGCACGGUUUAGGCGUUAA